CCUCCCUUCACAUCAUGUCCCCUACUCGUUGGCCACACUCGCUGCAUGCUUUUUAAAUUCCCAUCACCGGCCUCCAGACGUCGUUUCCUUUUGCCUGCGGGAUGAUGGACAGCAGGAUACUGGAUGCACCUCACGCCCAGUUCGGAGGCUCUCUCGGCGGGAUGGUGGGCUUCCCGUACCAUCUCAGCCACCAUCACGUUUACGAAUUAGCAGGGCAUCAACUUCAAUCUGCGUCUGCGGUUCCUUUCUCAAUAGACGGAUUACUUAAUGGUUCGUGCACGGCUUCGGUGGGUAAUUCCAACCCCCUCUUGUCUUCGGGCUGCGGGAUGAAUGGAGAUAAUCAGCAGUACAAGCUGACAGACUCGGGGGACCCAGACAAAGAUAGUCCUGGCUGCAAGAGAAGAAGAACUCGCACCAAUUUCACUGGUUGGCAGCUGGAGGAAUUAGAAAAAGCUUUUAAUGAGAGUCACUAUCCGGACGUUUUCAUGAGGGAGGCUCUGGCUCUCAGAUUGGACUUGAUAGAAUCAAGAGUUCAGGUCUGGUUUCAGAACCGCAGAGCCAAGUGGAGGAAAAAAGAGAACACAAAGAAAGGUCCGGGUCGACCUGCCCACAACGCCCACCCCACCACCUGCAGCGGGGAGCCCAUGGACCCGGAGGAGAUCGCCCGGAGAGAGCUGGACAGGCUGGAGAAGAAGAAACGAAAACAGGAGCGCCGGCUGCUCAAAUCCCAGAACAAGCUCGCUUCUGGGGAUUUAUUUCACACCCCGGGAUCAGACAGCGACAGCGGGGUGUCGCACAUCACCGACAGUGACCACAACACGUGCCCCUCCUUUGACUCUGUGGGGGGGAGCCAGUCGAGCUGCGACCAAACGCCUCACCCUCUGCAGACCCCGAACCAGAACCAAAGACACUUGGACCCGGACGCUGGUGGGUCCGAGCUGGACUCGCCCGACCCCAGCCAGCGGUCAAGCCUGUGCUCCAACACCGGCAGAGGCUCCGGCCUGCAGAAACUCAACCCUUUCAGCGUCGAGAGCCUCCUGUCGGACUCCAGACCGAGACGCAGCUCCGCGGCCUUACCGUCCUCGCGGCCUUUGAUAGGGAAGGGUCACUUCCUCCUCUAUCCCAUCACGCAGCCGUUAGGAUUCAUCGUUCCUCAGACGGCCCUGAGGUCUGCAUCGGCCGGGAGCUGCGACGGUGACCCCCCGGCGGACCGAGGUCCGGCCGGCGCGCGCACCGGCGCGUCCGCGAGCGCAGCGGGAUGUAGGAGCAGCUCGCCGGACCCCGCGGACGCCACGCCAAAGGGUCAGGAGGGAAGGACAAGUUCACCGCACAUGAGCCCGUCCAGGGCCGCCUUUUCCUCCGGAAAACAGACGUCUGUCAUUUGCAGCGAGUCCGCUUUUGCGCACGAACACAUGAGCCCACAGCUCAGCACGACGGUCGAGGCAGACCAAAAGGAGCGUUUAGGGAAACUGGACCACCCUGACCACCCCGAGUCUGGCCUCAGUGACUGUCCCGCACAAACUAACUCUAAAGAAGAUGUCGACCUGGAAUAA
This is a messenger RNA of Menidia menidia (Atlantic silverside), 1553 nucleotides long. The record is from the annotation of a GenBank genome assembly. NCBI's taxonomy places the organism in Eukaryota, Metazoa, Chordata, Actinopteri, Atheriniformes, Atherinopsidae.